Triticum turgidum subsp. durum (durum wheat) is the source of this 348-nucleotide messenger RNA. NCBI's taxonomy places the organism in Eukaryota, Viridiplantae, Streptophyta, Magnoliopsida, Poales, Poaceae. The record is from the annotation of a GenBank genome assembly.
AUGGCUCCCACCAAGAAGGCGAAGAAGAGCGGGGAGAACAUCAACAACAAGCUGCAGCUGGUGAUGAAGAGCGGCAAGUACACGCUCGGCUACAAGACCGUCCUCAAGACGCUGCGCAGCUCCAAGGGGAAGCUGAUCAUCCUCGCGAACAACUGCCCUCCCCUUAGGAAGUCAGAGAUUGAGUACUACGCUAUGUUGGCGAAAAUUAGCGUGCACCACUUCCACGGAAACAAUGUUGAUCUUGGAACUGCCUGCGGCAAGUACUACCGGGUGUGCUGCCUCAGCAUCCUUGACCCUGGUUCGUUGCCAUUCAGAUCACUUGCAUUUGUUUCCUCUUGCUCCCUGUAA